AUGAAUGAUUUAAAAGAAAUACGGAAAUGGAUUAUAAAAAUUUUAAAACUUCACGGUUUUUUAAUAAGAGGUGAUGCAGCCGAUUAUUUGGCACAGAAAUUUUUAAAUUUGUCACAACAAAAAAGAAUUGAAAUAUUAGAUAAAUUGUCGGAUCAAAUUCGAGGAUUAACUUUAGAAUCACCGACAGUUAAUAAAGAACAAAUUGAACAAUGUUAUAAGGAAAGCUUAUUAGAAAGACCAAGCUCUGAAACUACUUGGAAUGUUAUCAAUGCAUUCGAAGUUCCUUGUUUUAUUUAUAAUAGAGAAAAGAAAAAAUAUAUUAAAGAUGAUACAGUUUUAAAAAAAGGGAUUUUUGCAGAUGCUGCCACAAAAAUUUUUAUAAAAAAAAGAAUAUAUACUUCAUUAAUUCAAAAAACAUUGAGAAAUAAUCUAUUGAAAGAAGUUUUUGCGAUAAAUGGUAAAAAUGUACAAUUCAUAUUUAAAACAGUUGAAUGGUUUCUUUGUGCGACUGAAAAAAUUGAUUAUGCUGUGAUUCUUGGUCUUCUUGUUCAAAAAAUUGAUGGUAAUUAUGCAGUCGAAGAUGACACUGGAACAUUGGAUAUUGAUAUAUCAGAAGCCAUAUUUUCCGAUGGCCUUUUUACAGAACAUUCAUUUGUGUUUUUAGAAGGUUGUUAUGAAGACAAAGUUUUUUAUGUAUCAAAAUUCGGUUUACCACUACCAGAAUCUUCGAAAAAAUCAAGAAUGUUUUUUGAUGAUAUGAACACUUUCGGUGGACCUUCAUUAUAUUCUUUAUCAAAUUCAAAAGCAUUAAAAGAAAUCGAAGAAAAGAAUCCAGAUGAAAUGAUUGUUUUUAUAUCCGAUGUCUGGUUAGAUAAACCUGAGGUAUUAAAAAAAUUAAAAAUAUUAUUCGAUGGUUUUUCCGAAUAUCCUCCAUACGCAUUUGUUUUAUUAGGGAAUUUUAUAUCGUCUCCCAAGGGACCAAACUAUUGUUCGGAACUAAUUAACGGUUUUAACGAAUUGGGUAAUUUAUUAGAAUCUUAUAAAAAUAUAAUUAACACGAGUAAAUUCGUUCUCGUUCCCGGUCCUUUUGAUGUCGGCUCUCCUAGAAUACUACCAAGGCCGCCAUUUUCUAAAAAUUUAGUUAAAGGUCUCAUAUCUAAAAUUCCGUAUUUAACGUUGGGAACGAAUCCGUGUCGGUUACAAUAUUGCACGAAGGAAAUAAUUGUUUUCCGGGAAAAUCUCGUUACUAAAUUAUGUAGGAGUACGAUUCAUUUUCCAAACAAUGGUGGAAAUAUUUCUAAUCACUUUACGAAAACGAUUAUAAGUCAGGGAACGCUUGCUCCGAUGUCGUUAGUGUCAUUUCCUGUUUAUUGGAGUUUUUCACAUUCGUUAGAUUUAUAUCCACUUCCGGAUUUAAUUGUCGUUUCCGAUCAAUCGAUAUCUUUUACCGAAAAAUAUUUAGAUUGUACCGUUACGAGUCCGGGAUCCUUUGUGAGAGAAAAAUUUUCAUUUAAAGUUUAUUAUCCGUUUAAAAACGAAUUGGAAGAUUCUUGUUUACCGGAAGAAGACUUAUAG
Messenger RNA from Pediculus humanus corporis (human body louse), 1575 nucleotides. Its product is annotated as DNA polymerase epsilon subunit, putative. Gene Ontology annotation, molecular function: DNA binding. The record is from RefSeq and is a predicted model, not a curated record. NCBI's taxonomy places the organism in Eukaryota, Metazoa, Arthropoda, Insecta, Psocodea, Pediculidae. The coding region runs from base 1 to 1575 and encodes 524 amino acids. Gene Ontology annotation, cellular component: epsilon DNA polymerase complex. Gene Ontology annotation, biological process: DNA-templated DNA replication; error-prone translesion synthesis. The transcript has 10 exons.